AUGGGAAUUGCUGGUCUUUGGCCCUUAGUCGAACCAACUUGUCAACCAGUAUCGCUGGAGUUUUUGGAGGGGAAGAUUUUGGCAGUUGACGUUUCGAUAUGGAUCUAUCAAGCACAGCUAGGCUAUCCCGGAGACAUUCGAUGUCCUCAUCUUGCAUUGCUGGUCUCACGUUUGUGCAAACUUCUUUACUACAAAAUAAGACCUGUCUUCGUUUUCGAUGGCGAAGGUGUACCGGUUUUCAAAAGCAAAGUUUUGGGUGAAAGGCGUCUCCGUAAACAUGCUGAAGACAUCGCCCUCACUCAAGCUAAGAAACGUCAUCUACUGGACCUUGCAUCAGGUUCUCAAACACAGUCAGAGAUUGAGGCUGUAAAAAACAAACUUACCGCAGCUUCUAACAAACGCCAGCGAUUUGAGAACGACCUCUUCGACAUUUUGCCGCCCACUACUGCCGAAGUUGUCGAUCUGAGUUCCGACGACGAGGACAUCGUUGUAGUUGGCGAAAAAAAGGCCGAACCUGAGGAUAUUCCACCUGCGCGAGUGAUAGAUUUCUUGAUGGAGGAGCGGGAAAGGAUUCGAGCAUCUCGACUCAAGCCGUCGCAGAUCCCUUCUGACUCAAAGACGUUCAGCAAUUUCCAACUGCAACGACUUCUUGCUCGAAGUCAGAUAAACAAUCAAAUUCAGCAUCUUUGCGAGAAUCGCGACUAUGAUCUACCUAAAGAAUUUCUACCUGAUUCUUAUUCCCAGCACCCACUCUUUGCUCUUGCUGACAACGAAGAUGAGGGAUCGUCCAGUGAAGACUCCGGUGAUGAAGAGUUUUAUAGCAAAACGGCUAUGAUAGAAGACUUGGCAAAGCGUAACGCUGGUCAUAGGAAAGCUGACGCAGUCAUACUUCGAACAGAUGAUUGGUCAUCCGACUCUGGUACCGAUGACUUUAUUGAUGUUCCAUCUGACCCAUUGGUGGAACAGUUUCUUAAUGAUGAAAAGGGGAAGACGUCAUUGCCUGAGCAGAAACCACAGCCGUCUACAUCUGCUGAUGCCGAAGAAGAUUGGGAGCCAGCACUAGAUGAUGACGUGGAAUGGUUGGAGCGCAAGGGUCAAGGCGAUGUUGAUCCUAUACGUACUCGAGACACAGAAUGCUAUAAAGAUCUACAGGACUUUCUGACUGCUUGCGGUUUCCCGUGGGUUGAAGCACCAGGUGAAGCCGAAGCUCAGUGUGUUGAACUCGAGCGACUAGGAUUAGUGCAGGGAGUGGUAUCAGAUGACAGUGAUGUGUGGGCUUUUGGUGUAAGAAAUGUCUAUCGACAUCUUUUUUCUAAGAACAAGAACGUUCAGAAGUAUGAGUCGCGCAUUGUGCGGCAGUCGUUAGGACUCUGUCAGUCAGAUUUUGUCGGGUUAGCUUUGAUCUCCGGUGGUGAUUACUCUCCUGGCUUAGCUGGGGUAGGCAUCGUCAGCGCACUAGAAUUACUUUCUGAAUUUGCUGUGAAGCGAAACACCGAUUCAGCCGCAGACCAAGAAGCUGAGACCCUUUCUACGCUCAUAAAUUUGAACGAGUGGUUGUUGACCCUCGAAUCUGACGCUCCACCACCUGAACCUGUGGCUACGCGAAGAAAACUACGUGCUUUGAUCAAAAAGAAUAACGAUUUUGACAGAAUCAAAUCUAUUGUAAACCCCGAUAUUGUCACAGCUUACUUCCGACCAAAUGUGGAUAGAUCUGCAGAGAAGUUUCGUUGGAGAAAGGUAGAUAUUGAGAAAGUGCGUUCACUUCUUUAUGCCAGGCUUGGAUGGGAUGAUGAGAAAUUCGACAAACAAACAUUGGUCGCAUUUCAAAGAUGGAACGACUUUAUCUUGGGCAAAGCGUCCUAUCAACGCCACAUUACUUCGUAUACUCACACAUUGCAGCAGUCUCCUGAGGAGCAACGAACGACUCUGACAAAGCGAGUUGAAACUGCUUUGACGAAAUUAGCUAAAAGAACUGGUUCUUCCUCAUCUCUAGCGGAAAUGGCGGCAAGAACGCAACAGCUUCCGGCGAAGACUACCUUAAAAAAGAAAGGACGAAAGUCAAAGAAAGGUGCCCAGCGUAAAUCAGGUUCUGAAAGUCCAAAGGAACUCGUACUUUCUGAAGAAUCCGAAUCCGAUUGAAUGUCACUGUCUGAUCAAUUGUCACCUCACUUUUUCCCUUGCAUGUACCUUGUAUUACUGUGUUGAAUCUGUAUAUAUAUAUAAAACUCAAAAAUUUC
This is a messenger RNA of Cylicocyclus nassatus, 2237 nucleotides long. The record is from the annotation of a GenBank genome assembly. Lineage: Eukaryota; Metazoa; Nematoda; Chromadorea; Rhabditida; Strongylidae.